AUGGCCGCGACAGUGAUCAGAGAUGCGUGUGCCGUUGCUGCUGCGACAUCGGUCGUUGCGGUGCCGCGUCCUCGCACAAGCUGCAAACCCGCGACCUCAGUGGCUUUCCCUCGGACCUUUCUUAGCGGAGGCAGCAGCAGCAGCAGCAGCAGCGCCAGCAGCGUAGGGAGGCAAUCGCUGAAUGGACACGUGACAGCGACAGGUGCGCGCUCGGCUUCUGCAAGGCGUUCCGUGGCCGUGCGGGCCAGUGCUGAAGCGACCAACGGUGCAGGCGAGGUGGUGCCCCCUCGCAGUGUGUCUGUGGUGCUGCUGGCAGGCGGAGUGGGCAAGCGCAUGGGGGCCAAUAUGCCGAAGCAGUACCUGCCUGUGUGCAACCAGCCCAUUGCUCUCUACAGCUUCUUCACAUUCGCAGCCAUGCCUGAGGUGAAGGAGAUAGUGGUCGUCGCAGACCCCAGCUACCACGACCUCUUCCAAGAGGCGUCUGCGCGCAUCACCAUCCCUCUGAGGUUCGCUCUCCCCGGCAAGGAGCGGCAGGACUCGGUGUUCAACGGGCUGCAGCAGAUGAGCGCUGAUUCCGCGCUUGUUGCCGUGCACGAUUCUGCUCGCCCCCUCGUCACGCCCAAGGACACCCUCCAGGUCUUUUCUGAUGCCAUGACGUACGGGGCUGCUGUGCUGGCUGUGCCAUCCAAGGCUACAAUCAAAGAGUCGGACGGGAAGGGCUUUGUGCACCGCACGCUUGACAGGCGUCUGCUGUGGGAGAUGCAGACGCCGCAGGUGAUGCGCCCACAGCUGCUGCGCGAUGGCUUCGAGCUCGUCAACAGGGAGGGCCUGGAGGUGACAGAUGACGUGUCUAUUGUGGAGUAUCUCAAGCAGCCUGUCAAGAUCACUGAGGGCGCAUACACCAACAUUAAGGUUACAACUCCCGACGACUUGUUGCUAGCGGAACGCAUUAUCGGUUGCUCCACAGAGAAUUCCCCUGUUGCAGCAGCUGCCUUCGCGCCUCCAUCCAACCCAGGGGCUUCUAGAGGAGCACGAGCAUCAACUACCGCGCCGGAAGGUUUGGAUUUCACGGCGUUCAACGCGGAGGUGGCGGCGAUCGAGGAAGAGAUAAAGAAGGCGAACAAUGACGUCAGAGAGGUGCAGAAUGCGAACAACCUGAUGUCACAGCAGGCGCGCGCGGAGAAACUCGAGGAGCUCCGGAAAGCCGCGGCGAGGUCAUCCACGCAGGCAAAGAAUCGCACGAGAAGGAUCAAGGAGAUGCUGGAGGAGCUGAAGCGGAACAACGAGGCGAAUCGCAUGCGACCCAGAAGCGGCCCGGGAACCGCGGAGGAUCGACACCGGACGAAUAUUACAGUUGGAUUGGCAGAGCGCCUGCGAGGUCUGCACCAGCUGGUGUUGGUGGUCGAAGGCGAGAUUAAGAACGAGAGCCGGAAGAAAUUAAAGCGGCAUUUGUUCGUGGUGACGGGGAAACAGGCGACUGACGAGAUGCUCGAUGAAAUUAUUGAGCACGGGCAGAGCGAGGAUGUGCUGAAGAAGGCAGUGCAAAUGCAAGGCCGCGAUGCGAAGAUUACCGAAGACCAGCUGCGAGACGCCGUCGUGGACAUUGACGAAAGGAUGGACGCCGUGUUACAGGUUACGAAGGAAAUGGUGGAGCUGCAGGAAAUGUUUAUGGAUAUGGCGAUUAUGGUGGAGGAGCAGGGAGAGUAUCUGAAUAAAAUCAAGGUUCAGGUGGAGGAUUCGGUAUCUGAUGUCCUGGACGGGAACAGAGACCUCGAGAAAGCCGAGAAGAUUUAG
This is a messenger RNA of Closterium sp. Yama58-4, 1794 nucleotides long. The record is from the annotation of a GenBank genome assembly. NCBI's taxonomy places the organism in Eukaryota, Viridiplantae, Streptophyta, Zygnematophyceae, Desmidiales, Closteriaceae.